Messenger RNA from Paramecium sonneborni, 789 nucleotides. The record is from the annotation of a GenBank genome assembly. NCBI's taxonomy places the organism in Eukaryota, Ciliophora, Oligohymenophorea, Peniculida, Parameciidae.
AUGAAUAUCAAAAAAUAAGAUCUUGUGUAGGAUCUUAUUAAAGAGUCGCAACUUCUAAAAACUAAAUUAUAAAUUGCUGAAUAGAACAUUUCAAAUUUAAAAUAAGUUUUACAACUUUAAAGUAGAAAUAACUCUAAAUCCCCAAUUCAAUAACAUAAAUCUAAUCAAUUAAAUAAUUACUACUCUCAAUAAUCAACUAUUACUACUGUUUCAAAUGAAAACCUACUUGACACUAAAUCUAUUCAACUAGUUAAAUCAUUAUAUAAUCAAAUUGAUUAACUGAAAUUUGAAAAUGUGCAAUAAAAAAAUAGAAUUGAAACAUAAAACAAAACUAUAAAACAAUAAAAUUAGGAUCACUAAAAACUAAAAGAAUUGUAUGAACAAUAAACCUAACUCAUUAUUAAAUUAACUAAUAUGAAUUAACAAUUACUUGAUGAAAUUAGCGCUCAUAAAGAGUAGUAUAAAUAAUAGCAGAAUUAUAUUUAACAAUUAAAUGAACAAUAAAGGGCUGUAUAAAUUACAUAAAAUUAUCAUGAAGUUUCAUUUCAAGAAAGAUUCACUCUAUCAUAGCUUCCAAAUAUUACAGAAGAGCUUUAGAAAGAGACUUAAUCAAGAUUUGAAAGUGUUAAAUUGCCAAUGGAAAAUUUAUUAACAUCAGCAAACAACAAUAAUAAAAUUGAUUAGGAAAUACAGUGCCUAAUUAAUGAAGAGAUGCCAUAUACAAAAAAUGAUCUUUUAAAUCUCUUAAGUAGAGCUGAAUAGGAAAUAAAUCAAUUACUUUAACUUUGA